This is a messenger RNA of Stegostoma tigrinum, 3346 nucleotides long. RefSeq names its product poly(A) binding protein interacting protein 1 (gene paip1). The transcript has 11 exons. The coding region runs from base 77 to 1597 and encodes 506 amino acids. The record is from RefSeq and is a predicted model, not a curated record. Gene Ontology annotation, biological process: regulation of translational initiation. Gene Ontology annotation, molecular function: translation activator activity; protein binding; RNA binding. NCBI's taxonomy places the organism in Eukaryota, Metazoa, Chordata, Chondrichthyes, Orectolobiformes, Stegostomatidae.
GCGAGCGACUUCCGCCGGAAGUGAAUGUUGUUUUGGGGGGAGGGGAGGGGUCUGAAGCGGCGAACGGUUACGGACGAUGGAGGGCGGCAAACCCGCCGCUUUCGACCGGGCCCCGGGAGCGGGCCGUGGGCGGGGCCGGAGCUUCAGCGGUAGCAGUAGUGGUGGCGCCACCACCACCGGAGGGCCGCAAGCCCCGGGCCCGGGUGGAGUUAGGGCCCAGGGCCACGGUGACGGUGCUCAGGAAAACGGGCUGUGCGCGGCCCCGGGCUCAGGGCCUGGAGUCGGCCCUGCGGCUGGGAGCGGCCCUGGAGCCGCCGCCGCUGCCGCCAACGGGGCGGCGAUCGUGCAGGGCAACGGCGUUCACGUGAAGAGCGGUAUCCAGCAGCAGGAGCCCCUGAGACAGCCGCGGAGCAGCCCACCUGCCGCUGAGUACUCAGAUAGCGGCAGCCGAGGCCAGAUGGCACUGGGAUCUCAUGACCAAUAUCUGUCUCACAGCACAAACACUGCCAUGGUUAAACCACAGAGAGUGGAAGCAUUCACCAUCCAGUCAAAACUAUCAGCCAGCGCACCAGAGUUCUACCCACCGGGCUUCAUGGCGAAAGUUCCAGAUGAGGCAUUUGUGGAUUUAGAAAUACCCUCUGACCUCACACUAGCUGACUAUCUCCAUGACUUUUUGAGUCUACUGACCUCUCUGCCUGGUAGCUUUGAACUGGAGAUUGUACAAUUCACGGAGAUGAUGAAUGGCUGGGUCAACACUGACGAAGCACUUCAAGAAGUGGUAGAAAUAAUCUACCAGCAGGCAACCACAGUACCCAACUUCACAUACACAGGGGCUCGACUGUGUAAUUACCUGUCCCAGAAUCUAACUAUCAAUCCCAGAAACAGCAACUUCCGGCAGCUGCUGCUACAAAGGUGUCAGACUGAAUAUGCAAAGAGAGACGAGGCAGUGAAAGGUGAUGAAAAAAUCAGAAAGAAGUUCCACUCCUUUGUGCUGUUCCUUGGUGAGCUGUAUCUGAACUUGGAGGUGAAGGGGGCAAAUGGAACACCAGCACGAGCUGAGAUUUUGCAGACAGGACUUCGUGAAUUACUGAAUUCACUCUUUUCUCAACCUAUAGACGAUAACCUCAUCUGUGCCGUAAAAUUACUGAAGUUGACAGGGUCAGUAUUAGAAGAUGCCUGGAAAGGACAAGGAAAGUCAGACAUGGAUGAAAUAAUUCAGCGAAUUGAGAACGUUGUUCUCGACUCUGAUUGUAGCAGGGAUGUGAAGCAGAUGUUACUGAAGCUGGUGGAGCUGCGGUCAAGUAACUGGGGUCGUGUUCACACAGCAGCAACGUAUAAUGAAGCUACCCCUGAAAAUGAUCCCAACUAUUACAUGAAUGAGCCUGUAUUUUAUUCAGCAGAGGGUAUCCCUCUCACUCCAGCAGACCCAGAUUACCUGGAAAAGUACCAGGAGAUGAUUGAUCGAGAAGAGCUGUUUCAAGGUUAUUCUGACGAAGAUGGAGAUGCGUAUCUAGAUGACUCCGAAAACGAGAUGGAUCCGGAAAUGGAAGAAGCGUAUGAAAAGUUCUGCGCUGAAACAGAGAAAAAGAGGAAAUAGUGCAAAGAGGCGAGCAAAUGAUUCAUUAGAAAUCAAAAAAGACAAAAAAAAAUUUGCGUUUUGAGUGUUUAUUUGAAAAAAAAACAAAAAAAACUUUUGAAUUUCAAAAGAUGUGCAGGUAAUUUAAAGACAAACUGAAGAAGCGUUUUCAUUUUUCUUGUGCCAUUGAAAGCAUUGCAGGAAAAGUUCUGUUGGAGUCCACCUAAAACUCUUGGUGAAUGCGUCACAAAAAUGCCCAAGCAGAAUCUGCGGAUUGAUACAUGCUGUACUUUUAAUGAGACUCUUUUUUGUAAUAUAGUUUGUUAUAGUUUUAUUUUUAUGUAAAAGUUGCAAGUUUAAAACUCAAAUAAAACAAUUCUUUGUAAUGGGCUGCAUUGCUUCGUGAAGCACACUAAAGAAUUUUACUUGCCUAACCAGAAUGUAACUUGAAGGAGGGAAGGGGCUCACAGAACAAUAGAUACAUUUAACCUGGUGAGGGAGAGAUGCGUGCCCCACAUACAAGCUGAUUAGGUUGGAGAGAUGUAUGCACAUACACAAACUGGUAGUUAGAGGUGAAGAGAAGAUUUGAGAAUUACAGUGCAAGAGUGCAAUGACUUGGUAGGGAGGGAAAUGUGUGUAUAAAUGCAUACAGUAAUUGAUAAAGGAUAUGUAUUUAGAUUGGCAGUUUGCCAACAUUGUGCACUUUAAUGACCCAUACAAAUUUUUAUAAAUUGGAAACCAGCAGGUAAAUGAUAAAUAGGCUUAAUGUUCUUUGAUAAGAUAUUUGUAUAGUUUAAUGUUUUAGCUUCCCUUUUCUGAAAAUAUCUCCAUUCAAAAACAUACACGUUAGUUACCACAGCCUUACACUACCAUACAUAUGCCAAUGCCUGUUGCUCCCUGUUACAAAGUGAGAACUGUUGACUGUUUGAAAAAGACAGGCAGAUAAAAACCAUCGAACCCUUACCCUAACAAUUCACCUCAUCUUACUAACUAGUCUCUUCAUACUGUAGUGCUGUCAGUUUUCAUUAGUGUGAUUUGAGAAAGGGGUUGUUAGGGAGGAAUGUAUUUUUGUGAGUGACAGAUUUCUACGGGAUGCUUCAGAUGCAGCGGAGAGUUCCUUGCCAUUUGGGACUUAACUAAGCUCAUAAAUCUGAGUUGGCAACACAGGAACUUUAAGCAUCAGUUGUGUCUCUUUCUCUGUUUCUCAGGAAUUUAUUCAUAUAAUAUCUGGCUUGUGUAUUUGUGUACUUUGUUUUAUUUGGGGCAAACUUACUUGUAAAUUAAGUAUGUUUUAAUUUCUUUCCAAUUGGCGGCUUAAGAACAACCAGCAGCAAAAGUCCUUUCACCCAGCAGUUAAAACCAAUGGUACUGAAUUGCUCCACUGAUUUGCACACCUCAUAGAAACUACCCCUGAUUGCAGUCUGAAUGUAUCCCCACCCCCUCAGCGAGGAGUACCUACCUUCUGGACAGCACCAUCCACCAGUAACUGUGCCUAGGAGAUUGGUUGCUUCACUACACCUGGAGGCUUGUUUCCAAAGCAUUGUCCCUGUUUGCAGUCUGUUAUUGUUACUUUUAGAACAUAGUGCCCAAACCACAUCUACUCUUGGCAGAAGCUACGAUAAGAGCGUAGCCUCCAAGCAGCAGUCCCAGUAUCUGAGCAGUGCCUUCGUUUUUCAGUCUUAUUUACUUGAAUUGUAGAUGUUUACACUGUUCCUAAAUUGUAUAUAACAAUGCAUGAGAAAACCUUGUGGUCUUUUUCCUUCCCUUAUU